Messenger RNA from Pteronotus mesoamericanus, 7308 nucleotides. RefSeq names its product ATPase phospholipid transporting 11B (putative) (gene ATP11B). Bases 288 to 3794 code for a protein of 1168 amino acids. Gene Ontology annotation, molecular function: ATP hydrolysis activity; magnesium ion binding; ATP binding. The record is from RefSeq and is a predicted model, not a curated record. The transcript is spliced from 31 exons. Gene Ontology annotation, cellular component: recycling endosome; plasma membrane; endoplasmic reticulum. NCBI's taxonomy places the organism in Eukaryota, Metazoa, Chordata, Mammalia, Chiroptera, Mormoopidae. Gene Ontology annotation, biological process: phospholipid translocation.
GUGGCGGUGAUUUGGGUGACAACGGUCAAUAAUGAAGGUGGUUGCGGCGCGGCGGCAGGUUCAGCUGUGCCGGGCGGGAACGGCGCCCAGGUCGCGCCUGUAAGACCUCAGGGCGGCGCGGCGUGAUGGGGACCCGGCGCGGGGAGUAAGUGAAGUGGCGGCGGCAGGAGCGGCGAGCAGAACUUCAGCCAGAGGGGCUCUCGCGCUUCCCCCUCUGGCUCUUCGGCCUCCACCUGCAGCUCCUCCGUCCCCGCGUCCCGCGGGAUCGGGACAGCGACGGCGGGGGCAUGUGGCGCUGGGUCCGGCAGCAGCUGGGUUUUGACCCACCACAUCAAAGCGACACACGAACUAUUUACAUAGCCAACAGGUUUCCUCAGAAUGGCCUUUAUACACCUCAGAAAUUUAUAGAUAACCGGAUCAUCUCAUCUAAGUAUACUGUGUGGAAUUUUGUUCCAAAGAACUUAUUUGAACAGUUCAGAAGAGUGGCAAACUUUUAUUUUCUUAUUAUAUUUUUGGUUCAGCUUAUGAUUGAUACACCUACCAGUCCAAUUACCAGUGGACUUCCAUUAUUCUUUGUAAUAACAGUAACUGCCAUAAAACAGGGAUAUGAAGAUUGGUUACGACAUAACUCAGAUAAUGAAGUAAAUGGAGCUCCUGUUUAUGUUGUUCGAAGUGGUGGCCUUGUAAAAACCAGAUCAAAGAACAUUCGGGUGGGUGAUAUUGUUCGAAUAGCCAAAGAUGAAAUUUUCCCUGCAGAUUUGGUGCUUCUGUCCUCAGAUCGACUUGAUGGUUCUUGUCACAUUACAACUGCUAGUUUGGAUGGAGAAACCAACCUGAAGACACAUGUGGCAGUUCCAGAAACAGCAGUAUUACAAACGGUUGCCAGUUUGGACACUCUUAUAGCUGUGAUAGAAUGUCAGCAACCAGAAGCAGACUUGUACAGAUUCAUGGGACGAAUGAUAAUAACUCAACAAAUGGAAGAAAUUGUAAGACCUCUGGGACCAGAGAGUCUCUUGCUUCGUGGAGCCAGAUUAAAAAACACAAAAGAGAUUUUUGGUGUUGCUGUAUAUACUGGAAUGGAAACAAAGAUGGCAUUGAAUUACAAAAGCAAGUCACAGAAACGAUCUGCAGUAGAAAAGUCAAUGAAUACAUUUUUGAUAAUUUAUCUAAUAAUCCUUAUUUCUGAAGCCAUCAUCAGUACUAUCUUGAAAUACACAUGGCAAGCUGAAGAAAAAUGGGAUGAACCUUGGUAUAACCAAAAGACAGAACAUCAAAGAAACAGUAGUAAGAUUCUGAGAUUUAUUUCAGACUUCCUUGCCUUUUUGGUACUCUACAAUUUCAUCAUUCCAAUUUCAUUAUAUGUGACAGUAGAAAUGCAGAAAUUUCUUGGAUCAUUUUUUAUUGGCUGGGAUCUUGAUCUCUAUCAUGAAGAAUCAGAUCAGAAAGCUCAAGUCAAUACCUCUGAUCUGAAUGAAGAGCUUGGACAGGUGGAGUAUGUGUUUACGGAUAAAACUGGCACACUGACAGAAAAUGAGAUGCAGUUUCGGGAAUGUUCAAUUAAUGGCAUAAAAUACCAAGAAAUUAAUGGUAGACUUGUAUCUGAAGGACCAACACCAGAAUCUGCAGAAGGAAGCUUAAGUUACCUUAGUAGUUUAUCCCAUCUUAACAACUUAUCCCAUCUUACAUCCAGUUCUUCUUUUAGAACCAGUCCUGAAAGUGAAACUGAACUAAUUAAAGAACACGAUCUCUUCUUUAAAGCAGUCAGUCUCUGUCAUACUGUACAAAUCAGUAAUGUUCAGACGGAUGGCAUUGGUGACGGUCCCUGGCAGUCCAACCUUGCACCCUCCCAGUUGGAAUACUAUGCAUCUUCACCGGAUGAAAAGGCUCUCGUGGAAGCUGCUGCAAGACUGGGCAUUGUAUUUAUUGGCAGUUCUGAAGAAACAAUGGAAGUUAAAACACUUGGAAAAUUGGAACGGUACAAACUGCUUCAUAUUUUGGAAUUUGAUUCAGAUCGUAGAAGAAUGAGUGUAAUUGUUCAGGCACCUUCAGGUGAGAAGUUUUUAUUUGCUAAAGGAGCUGAAUCAUCAAUUCUCCCUAACUGUAUAGGUGGAGAAAUAGAAAAAACCAGAAUUCAUGUAGAUGAAUUUGCUUUGAAAGGGCUAAGAACUCUGUGCAUGGCCUAUAGACAGUUGCCAUCUAGAGAGUAUGAGGUAAUAGAUAGACGCCUCUUUGAAGCCAGGACUGCCUUGCAGCAACGGGAAGAGAAGUUGGCAAAUGUCUUCCAGUUCAUAGAGAAAGACCUGAUAUUACUUGGAGCUACAGCAGUAGAAGACAGACUACAAGAUAAAGUUCGAGAAACUAUUGAAGCAUUGAGGAUGGGCGGUAUCAAAGUAUGGGUACUCACUGGAGAUAAACACGAAACAGCUGUUAGUGUGAGUUUAUCAUGUGGGCAUUUUCACAGAACCAUGAAUAUUCUUGAACUUAUAAACCAGAAAUCAGACAGUGAAUGUGCCGAACAGUUGAGACAGCUUGCCAGAAGAAUUACAGAGGAUCAUGUGAUUCAGCAUGGGCUUGUGGUGGAUGGGACCAGUCUAUCUCUUGCACUCAGGGAGCAUGAAAAACUAUUUAUGGACGUUUGCAGAAACUGUUCAGCUGUAUUGUGCUGUCGUAUGGCGCCACUGCAGAAAGCCAAGGUAAUAAGACUGAUAAAAAUCUCACCUGAGAAACCUAUAACAUUGGCUGUUGGUGAUGGUGCUAAUGAUGUAAGCAUGAUACAGGAAGCACAUGUUGGCAUAGGAAUCAUGGGUAAAGAAGGAAGACAAGCUGCAAGAAACAGUGACUAUGCAAUAGCUAGAUUUAAAUUUCUCUCCAAGUUGCUUUUUGUUCAUGGUCAUUUUUAUUAUAUUAGAAUAGCUACCCUUGUACAGUAUUUUUUUUAUAAGAAUGUAUGUUUUAUCACACCCCAAUUUUUAUAUCAGUUCUACUGUUUGUUUUCUCAACAAACGUUGUAUGACAGCGUGUACCUGACUUUAUACAACAUCUGUUUUACUUCCCUGCCUAUUCUGAUAUAUAGUCUACUGGAACAGCAUAUAGACCCUCAUGUAUUACAGAACAAGCCCACCCUCUAUCGAGACAUUAGUAAAAACCGUCAACUAAGCAUGAAAACUUUUCUUUAUUGGACCAUCCUGGGUUUCAGUCAUGCCUUUAUCUUCUUUUUUGGAUCCUAUUUUCUAAUGGGGAAUGAUAUAUCUCUGCUUGGAAAUGGCCAGAUGUUUGGAAACUGGACAUUUGGCACCUUGGUCUUCACGGUCAUGGUCAUUACUGUCACAGUAAAGAUGGCUUUGGAAACUCACUUUUGGACCUGGAUCAACCAUUUUGUUACCUGGGGAUCUAUUAUAUUCUAUUUUGUAUUUUCUUUGUUUUAUGGAGGGAUUCUCUGGCCUUUUUCGAGCUCCCAGAAUAUGUAUUUUGUAUUUUUUCAGCUCCUAUCAAGUGGUUCUGUUUGGUUUGCCAUAAUCCUCAUGGUUGUAAUAUGUCUGUUUCUUGAUAUUGUGAAGAAAGUAUUUGACAGGCAGCUCCAUCCAACAAAUACUGAAAAGGCGCAGAUGUACUCCAACACAGUCGCUUUAAGUGACGAGUUCAUCGCACUGCAGCCAUUGUCGAGGGCAAGGAAUCAGCUGAGCAAACUUAGCUUACUGAAACAAAUUCAAGUAUCAAGUGCUUGGACUCCAUGUGCUGUUUCUCAGAAGGAGAAACAGCGUGCGCAUCUGUUGGAAGAAUGCUGGAACGAGUAAUAGGAAGAUGUAGUCCAACCCAUGUCAGCAGAUCAUGGAGUGCAUCGGAUCCUUUCUAUACCAACGACAGGAGCAUCUUGACUCUCUCCACAAUGGACUCAUCUACUUGUUAAAAGAGCACUCAAUACUUUGUGGGAGCCAUUUCAACUCCUUUCCUAAAAUUCAGUGUGAUCAUCCUGGUAAUGGCCACACUAGCUCUGCAGAAUUACUUUCUGAAAUCUCUGGAGUAGUUCGUACCCGCUCAGAGUUAUAAUGGCAAACAAACAAAAAGCAUUAGCAUGAACCACUCUCAUCCCCUUUAAUUGAUAUCUGACCAUGUUGAAAUUGGUGAAUAAAGAGACAUUUUCCAUCUUUCCUUUGGAUGUCCCUUGUGUUUAUGGGACCUCUGAUGGCACUUCAGCCUCUUGCUAAGGCCACAUAUUUUAAUAUCAAGGUAGAAAAGAGAAAUAAUUUCUGGGUAAUUGUAUUUUUGAGUAUUAGCUUAGUUAUUGAGUCUUCUAUUUAAAUCUGCUUCUAUAAAUUAAUGCUGAAAAGUUUGCCUUGAAAACUCUAUUUUUUUAUUAGAGUUAUAUUUGAAGCUUUUCGUGGGAAAAGUAAAUGUGAAUAGUAAGGAAUUUUGGUUCCUAAGUGACCCAUGUUGUUAAUUCAUUAGUGCUUUCUAAGUUCAUAGAGGAAAUUAGGAGAAUGCGUUUCUAACUAUUAUUUACUGCACUAUGGGUAGUAAAUAUAUACCAGUACCAAACUUAAUGUACUGGAACACAACCAGUAAAGUUAACUGUAUACAUGCAACGGGUGUAUCAUAUCUUAUUCAUGAAUCAGAAAUCCAGUCCACCAAAUUUCAAGUUGAUGUUUACUAAUAUUUUUAUGACAGAAUAUGAAGUGGGUAUAUUAGGUACCAUUAGCAUAUUAUUAUUUAAUGUGUUUAUCUUUGGAUCUUUUGCAUGCUUUAAUCUGGUUAAUAUAUUUAAAUUUGCUUUUUCUCUAUCUGAAGGCUCUGUUUAUAGUAUUUUUAUGACACUUGUAAAGUUCAACUAUAUCAAUAAAAAAACAAGUUUGGACAGUAUUUAAACAUUGCAAAUACUUUUAAUUGUAAAAAUCAAAACGUUAGGGUAAUCAAUAAAAAAGAGAAGAGCCUCUUUCUGUGGCUUAGAGUUGCUUUUGCCUUUCAGUUAGCUAGAUUUUAGAAUAAAGGCUCUCAGACAAGAAUCCUGUUACCAUUAAGUCAGUGUAUGUUGUCCACAUUUCAGCAGACCGCCACGGGAAGGUGAGAGUUGCCCAAUAUGUCAUUUAAGGUAUAGUCUCAGAUAUGGCUAUAGAAUGUAAAUGAAACAAAGUCUAAAAUGCUAAGCUUUAUGGAAUAAUGGCAGCAACAAAUUAAAAUGCUAAGAAUGAUUAAUUAGAAAUAUUUGGUAUUAACUCACUGCACUUCAAUACCCAAUUUCCAUCCUGAAUUUAUCACGUAGGUCCAUUGUUUGACAUUUGUUUUGAUUAAAAGUAAUAUUGUUUUUAAAUUUGGAAAUGAUUAUUGAUUUAAGAACUAUUUAUUACCCAGCCCUAAGCACAUAUAAUGGUGGUGUACAUAUAUACAUUUUAAACUGUAUGGAAGUAGUUAAAUAAGUUUUUGCCAGAGUUUCCAUACAAUUGAAAAUAUAAUUCCUUUUUGUAGAUUUUUGUGCCACCCUCCACCCCUUUCUCAUUUCAUGAAUAUGAGACUUUACCUUUUUUCACUGGUAAACUAUUUUCUUGCUAAUAUAACCUUUGUCUUUUUUUAAUGCAAGAAUAUUGGGUUACGAAUUUGAGCCUAAAUAUCAAUUUUCAUAAAUAACCCUUCUUCAACUUAGAUACUCCAGAAUUGCUUUAGGAAGAUCCUGUUAUUCUGGAAAUAUGUUAAAGGGAUAAUAAAAUAUACAAUGUGUGGUACACUCACCAGUUCAUGUUCCAGAAGAGGAAAUAUUGCAAAAAAAUACUCAGUAGAGUAGUUUAGUGCAAGAUAUUAUGGAAUUUGCUUUUAUUAGAAUGUCUUAUAAAAUGUCCGCCUAAAAAAAUGACAUUCAGUAGGCCUGCGUUAUAUCUACCUUCCAGUGUUUAUUUGCCACAACUACACUGACUAGUGACAGUAGAGAAGGACUGCAAAGCCAUCAAGCGCUCUUCUGACCAGCUGCAGCGAGGCAGAGGAUCAGCUGAUGUACAUGGUGCUUAUUGUGUGGCUGAUACAAUUUCUGCAUUCCUAUUUGAAAUUAUUUAAGAACUUAUUUUAAAAGAAAAAUGCAUCCAUUGAUAAUGGUCAUCCUGCUCUGUUGUUCAAAACCUACUCCAUUUAAAGGAAGAUUAUCUUACAAUUGUAAGAAAAGGGUUUUCUUCUAUUAAAGAAAGUACCAGUGUUGUCUCUAAGUAUCCAAUAGUUUUCUAGUGCUAACACUUAUAUUGUAGAACUAUCACUACAUAACCAGUAAUCACAGCAAAUUUGCCCUUUGCAUAUUUAAAAUUCUUUGGAAAGUACGAUGUGGAUAAUUAAUUUACUCUCAUCUGCCAAAACCAGAGUAAGAUGCUCCAUUUGUUAUUACUAAUUAAUUAAAGGUCUUGAAUCUGUUUUCCUCAUUUGCUUGCCUUUGCCUAGUCCAAGGCUGUAGCCCUGAAGAUAACAGCAAGCACCAAGUCAGUUUCAAGAAAUGCCCGGCAGCGGCUUCAUGUGACUCAGCACCCUGCCUGGGCAUUAUGUUCCCCCUUGAGGGAGGAGAGUGUGGCCAGGAAAACUGCAGAUAUCCAGGCUUGCUGUUGGCGAAAAGUUGGUUUGAAUUUCCCUUAAAUACCCUCCUCCUUGGAUCUUAAUUCCCUUGAUGUUCAAAGGCUUCCCAGAACUGACCCAAAUUCUGGCACUGUCCUUUUUAGGAGAUUAAACAGAGGCACACCGUCCGGUUAGGAAAUAGUUCUCAGACUAGGGUCAUUUCUGCUGCAUGAGAUUGUGAAAUUGGGCUAUUGGGCUUGUGUGAUAAACUUGAGACCCCUAUCUAACAGGAGGCAAGGCCAGUAAAAAAUUUUGGAAACUGUAAUUUUCUAAAAUAUGGUAGUCUGAAAAGUUACUGGGGUCUGGAGGGAAAGGGAAAAUUAUUCAUGUUUGUAUUUUUCAUAUAAAGAUCAUUUUGGGGUAUGAUAUAAACAGAUAUUGAUAAAAAUAACAGACCAAAGAGAUAUGUAAAGCAUGUUCUAUUAAUUUUGGGUCCCCUUUUAGAGACAUUUUUAUUCCUAUCCUGAAUUAAGUUAUCUAUUUUCAUAAAAAUGGAACAUUAUUAAUGUGCUGUUUAUGUGAGAUAACUUGAAUGAUAUUCCUACAAAAAAAUACAUCAUAAUGAUAUGUUUGUAAUAAUGGUGAUUGUUAGAUUUUUAUGAGGAAUUAGUAGCUGUAAAUACUGUAGCAACACUUGGUUUCAAAUUUUGGACCUCAGACACUGUGGCUGUCUAAUAUAACCCUAUGAAAAUUUUAUGCAUUUUUAGUAAAUGUAGCAUACUUAUUGUA